This is a messenger RNA of Panonychus citri (citrus red mite), 859 nucleotides long. RefSeq lists its product as uncharacterized. Lineage: Eukaryota; Metazoa; Arthropoda; Arachnida; Trombidiformes; Tetranychidae. Bases 93 to 770 code for a protein of 225 amino acids. The record is from RefSeq and is a predicted model, not a curated record. The transcript is spliced from 3 exons.
GCAGUCGAUUCAUUCAAGUCUUUAACUUUCUCUCAAUCUAAUUAACUAAUUGUGUGUUGUGUGAAACAUCAAACUUCCAAUUAACCAUCAAAAUGAAAUUCUCACUCGCUUUGAUCGCCCUUUUCUGUGUCUCAGCAAUUAACGCUAAGGCCAUCAAAGAUCCAAGUCCAUUUGCCCAAAUCAUCAUCAACUUGGUUGAAGGUUUAGUUCAGAGUCUUGAAACAAACAUUCCCGAUUGGGAUGCAUCAGCUUCACUCGAGAAAAACGUCAUAACCGUUGUUGAUAAAAAAUUGGAAUCCGGUGCUUUACCAGACUGGAAACCCGAUGCACCUAUUGAAGAAAACCUUGUCAACGCUCUUGAAUCAUACAUUCGAUCACUCAAAAUCCAAGAUUUAGAUGAGACCAAGACCAUCACUGAAAACCUUGACGCUAUUGUCACCGAUUUCUUGAAAACUGUCCCCUUCCCAUCUUGGUUCACAAAAGACGACAUCCAAAUGCUUCACGACCAAAUGGUCCAAAAUGCUCUUGAGGCUCUUAAGAACAUCCAUUACCCAGGAUUUGAUGUCAACAAGUCAAUCGAUGACAAUGUUGUCGCUUUGGCCGAUGCAGCGAUCGCUGAAGCUAAAUUAGACCCAAAAGCUUCAUCGGAAGACGCUGUCAACGAAAUCAUUAAACAAGCUCUUUCAAUGGUAGAUUUACCUGGAUUCAAUCCAUCAAAUACUCUCGAACAAAAUGUUGCCGAUAUUCUCGCCAACCUCUUACCUUUCUAGACUAUUUCCAAUCUAAUUCUAAAUGAUUAUCAUGUAGAAUCAAUUGUAAACCAUGAAAUAGAUUGAAUAAAAUACAUUCGAUUUCAAAA